This is a messenger RNA of Equus quagga, 2653 nucleotides long. RefSeq names its product tweety family member 2 (gene TTYH2). The record is from RefSeq and is a predicted model, not a curated record. The coding region runs from base 39 to 1643 and encodes 534 amino acids. NCBI's taxonomy places the organism in Eukaryota, Metazoa, Chordata, Mammalia, Perissodactyla, Equidae. Gene Ontology annotation, cellular component: plasma membrane. Gene Ontology annotation, molecular function: volume-sensitive chloride channel activity; intracellularly calcium-gated chloride channel activity. The transcript has 14 exons.
GCGGCGGGCGCAGCGGGCGGGCGCACUCGGGCCGAGCCAUGCCGGCCGCGCGCGUGGAGUACGUCGCGCCCUGGUGGGUGGUGUGGCUGCACAGCGUCCCGCACCUCGGCCUGCGCCUGCAGCCGGUGGACAGCACCUUCAGCCCACGCGACGAGAGUUACCGGGAGUCUCUGCUGUUCCUGGGGCUGGUGGCUGCCAUCUGCCUGGGCCUGCACCUCAUCCUCCUCGCGGCUUACCUGGUCUGUGUGUGCUGCUGCAGGCAGGACGACGCGGUGCAGACCAAGCGGCGCAGCUCCUGCUGCGUCACCUGGACGGCCGUGGUGGCCGGGCUCAUCUGCUGUGCUGCGGUGGGUGUUGGUUUCUAUGGAAACAGCGAGACCAACGAUGGGGUGUACCAGCUGAUCUACUCCUUGGACAACGCGAACCACACCUUCUCUGGGAUCGAUACCCUGGUGUCGGGAACCACCCAGAAGAUGAAGGUGGAACUAGAGCAGCACCUGGCCCGGCUCAGUGAGAUCUUUGCCGCCCGGGGCGAUUACAUCCAGACACUGAAGUUCAUGCAGCAGAUGGCGGGCAACAUCCUCGGCCAGCUCUCAGGGUUGCCCGAGUGGGGAGAGGUCACGGCCGAGCUGACCAAGCUGUCCGACCAGACUGGCUACGUGGAGUACUACAGGUGGCUCUCCUACCUCCUCCUCUUCAUCCUGGACCUGGUCCUCUGCUUCAUCGCCUGCCUGGGGCUGGCCAAGCGCUCCAGGUGUCUCCUGGCCUUGAUGCUGUGCUGUGGGGUGCUGGCCCUGCUCCUCAGCUGGACGUCCCUGGCUGCUGACACCGCUACAGCAGUGGCCACCAGUGACUUCUGCGUGGCUCCUGACACCUUCAUCCUGAACAUCACGGAGGGUCAGAUCCGCACAGAGGUGACCCGUUACUACCUGUAUUGCAGUCAGAGCCUAAGCAGCCCCUUCCAGCAGGCCCUGACCAUCUUCCAGCGCUCGCUGACCACCAUGCAGAUCCAGGUCGUGGGACUGCUGCAGUUUGCGGUGCCUCUCUUCCCCACGGCAGAGAAAGAUCUGCUCGGAAUCCAGCUCCUGCUGAACUCAUCAGAGUCCAGCCUUCACCAGCUGACGGCCAUGUUGGAUUGCCGAGGGCUGCACAAGGACUACCUGGACUCCCUCGCUGGCAUCUGCUAUGACGGCAUCGAGGGCUUGCUCUAUCUCGGCCUCUUCUCCCUCCUGGCCGCCCUGGCCUUCUCCACUGUGAUCUGCGCGGGGCCGCGGGCCUGGAAGCACCUUACCACCAGGGACAGAGACUACGAUGACAUCGAUGAUGAUGACCCCUUCAACCCCCAGGCCCGCCGCAUCGCCGCCCACAACCCUCCUCGGGGGCAGCUUCGCAGCUUCUGCAGCUACAGCAGCGGCCUGGGCAGCCAGACCAGCCUGCAGCCCCCCGCCCAGACCAUCUCCAAUGCCCCCGUCUCAGAGUACAUGAACCAGGCGGUGCUGUUUGGUGGGAACCCACGCUACGAGAACGUGCCACUCAUCGGAAGAGGCUCCCCGCCUCCCACGUACUCUCCCAGCAUGAGGGCCACCUACCUGUCCGUGGCGGAUGAACACCUGAGACACUAUGGGAAUGAGUUUCCAGCCUAACACACUUUCAGGAGUUCCUGCCUCCUGGAUCCGUUUUGGUUUUUAAUUAAUGCAAAUGCAAGCUGCGUUUCUUUAAUAGAAACCAAAGGCAUCUGGAGACCCAGCUCAGGCUGCAGGACUGGAAGGCUCCUGCUGCCGCAGAGGAGCGGCUGAGAUUCCAGGGGAGUCAGCCUGGGGUUGGCUGAGAUUCCUGACCGAAGCCCCAGGCAGACAGAAGACCCCUGACUUGGACCAGACUCUCCCUCUUCUGGCCUCCUCUCCACACCAGAAAUGCCCCUCAGGUGCUUGGGCAUCCCUGAGCUGGGAGCCUGGCUCAGCCCACCCCUAUGUUCCACCCUCACCAGGUGGGGAGGGGCCGGGUCAGGCUCAAGGGUCCCAUUGCCAAGACUGUCCUGCUAGCACGGCCAAAAGCCCAGGUGACUGCUCUCGGAGUCACCUCUCUCCUGGCUGCAGGAAUGGGCAGCAUUUCCCUGCAGGUAAAGGUGGGAGGCUGAUCAGGAGAUGCUUUGAAGGGAGGUGAUGUCCCCGAUGAGACCGGACACUGUCCGAAGUAAUCUCCCCGGGGCCAGAUGGACUCUUCCCGGGCCACACAGGGAAGGCAUUGGAGAGCUCUGCAUUGGAGGCUGGUGGCUCCAGGGCCAGGGCACCGCAGGCUCGUGGCUGAAAGCCUGCCCCGUUCUGCCUGUCUUUCUCAGCCCUCCGGUGCCUCCCCUCCAGUCCAGAAUCGGGCUGGGAGUUGUUUGCUGCAGAUAGGGGCCGUCUCAGGUAUGAACAGACACUUUGAAAGCAACUUCUCUCUUUUUUUUUUUUCCAGUGUUUUAAAUAUUUUGAUUAUCCAAAGAAUUGAAACUCAUAACAUCCCGUUUUUACAGUAGAUUUGGGGCUCAUUCCUUACACCUGGUUUCUAUACCAUGACUUUGCAGAUUUUGCCAGCAUCAACCAGCCAGUUCUUUAUGGAUCUGGAAGUGGGGGAGCGGGGAUUUUUAAACAAAAUAAAGAUCAGUGAGACA